AUAACGUCGAGGAAACGUCCAUUCCACAACUUCCGAGGCGAGCCAUGCAACCCACGCCGCCGCAAGAGCCCGUCGCGACGAGCGCGCUGAAGGACGUCAUGUCGACAGAGCUCAAGAACAAGCCUCUGUCACCGUACGUCAAGAUGUUUGCUGGUAUGGCUGGCGGGGUUGUCGAAGCAUGUGUGUUGCAGCCCUUGGACGUGACAAAAACUCGUCUACAAUUGGACCGAACGGGCAUGUACAAGGGCAUGUUUCACUGCGGGAAGACAAUCUAUCAAACGGAAGGCGCUGGCGCUCUGUACAAAGGCUUGUCGCCGUUCGUCGUGCACUUGACGCUCAAGUACGCCCUUCGAUUUGGGUCGUUUGCUUGGUUCAAGGAAAUCUUGGGCACCAAGCAAGGAUCAAAGGCAAGUAACCAGGUCAACUUCAUUGCUGGGCUUCUCACGGGAUGCCUCGAGUCCGUCUUAAUCGUCACGCCGUUUGAAGUGAUUAAGACGCGCAUGCAGAAGGAGAUUGGCGUUAGCAAGUUUACAGGCCCCGUCGACUGCGCCCAGCAAAUCAUUCGCCGAGAAGGCGUGACGGCAAUGUGGAAAGGAAAUAUUCCCACGAUGAUUCGACAAGGCAGCAAUCAAGCAUUCAACUUCAUGUCGUUUGCGUGGCUCAAUUCGAACGUGUGGAAGAAAGAAGACGGGGAUGGCAAGCAGCUCGAGAUGUGGAAGACAUUUGUGAACGGGCUCGUGGCCGGGAGUGUCGGCCCAUGCCUGAACUGUCCCAUGGACGUGAUCAAGACGCGGUUGAUGGCGCAAGAGACUGUUGUCGGCGUCGAACCCAAGUACAAGGGCUUCAUCCAUGCGUUCAACCUGAUCGCCAAGGAAGAAGGACACGCCGCGCUGUGGAAAGGCCUUGUGCCGCGGCUGACGCGCAUGGCGCCUGGCCAAGCCAUCACAUGGACAGUCGUCAUGCGGGUCACGGCAUUCUUUGAGAACACGUAGGCGCGGAAUGACCCCGCUUGAAUGUAUUGUAGUACGAACGCCUGGAUUUAUCCUUCUUUUGGCGAAGCCAUUCGAUCGGCGGCACUUGAUCGCACUGAGGAAUCGAUGACUCUCGUACAUGAGACCCAAUAAAAGAGGACGUAACCUUGCGCAGAUCUAAUAUUGCACUCGUUGGGA
Aphanomyces invadans is the source of this 1169-nucleotide messenger RNA. RefSeq lists its product as hypothetical. The record is from RefSeq and is a predicted model, not a curated record. The transcript has a single exon. Bases 45 to 992 code for a protein of 315 amino acids. Lineage: Eukaryota; Oomycota; Saprolegniomycetes; Saprolegniales; Verrucalvaceae. Gene Ontology annotation, biological process: succinate transport; fumarate transport.